AUGGCUGAUUGCAUUCCUGGUCCACAUGCUGGAAAUCCACUGGCUCAGUGCACAGUUGCAGGCCCGGUGUUUGUAGGUCGGUGGCAACUGCAUGGCACCACGGCAUGGGAUUGGGCAGUUUGGGGCUCACAAGGAAUGCUGACCAGACCUAUAACAGCAGUUGGACCUGGGUUUGCAACUGGAGCAUUUGCAGGUCAUUAUGCUUUCCACCUUUGGAAACCAUUGGAGCAGAUGAUUACAGAGACAGUAAGGUGGAUUUUGAUCUCUAGUCUUUCAUUAUACUAUAAAGGAGGAUUUGAAUAGAAAAUGACUGGAUGAGAAGUUGGUCCUAUUUUAAGUAUAAGUCCAUGUAGUGUCAAGGCCAAAAUCAGAACAGGCCACAGAAAAAUUAUUAUGAAUCAACUUUAUAAAGGAAGAUCACCUUACUUAACAACAAAAGUAAAUGAAGCAAAAGAUUUAUCACUGUUGGAAUUCAGUGAUAAAAUCCAGUGA
This is a messenger RNA of Passer montanus (Eurasian tree sparrow), 492 nucleotides long. Its product is annotated as dnaJ homolog subfamily C member 15-like. The record is from RefSeq and is a predicted model, not a curated record. The transcript is spliced from 2 exons. Gene Ontology annotation, molecular function: ATPase activator activity. Gene Ontology annotation, biological process: protein import into mitochondrial matrix. Gene Ontology annotation, cellular component: PAM complex, Tim23 associated import motor. Lineage: Eukaryota; Metazoa; Chordata; Aves; Passeriformes; Passeridae.